This is a messenger RNA of Hypomesus transpacificus, 4358 nucleotides long. RefSeq names its product rho guanine nucleotide exchange factor 18-like. The record is from RefSeq and is a predicted model, not a curated record. Gene Ontology annotation, cellular component: plasma membrane. NCBI's taxonomy places the organism in Eukaryota, Metazoa, Chordata, Actinopteri, Osmeriformes, Osmeridae. Gene Ontology annotation, biological process: regulation of Rho protein signal transduction. Bases 328 to 3333 code for a protein of 1001 amino acids. The transcript has 21 exons. Gene Ontology annotation, molecular function: guanyl-nucleotide exchange factor activity.
UGAGGGAAGGAAACGCUCAUCCAGUGUUGGAAUUUCUUCACUUCAUUUUUGUCUGUCUGUGCACUUGUUCGCCCUAAACAUCACAGUGCACUUUGUAGCCUAGCCGGCAUUACACUUAUCACUCUUCCUGGACCUACGCAUUUGAUGCAAAGUUACACUUUUAUAUUUAUUUACCCAUCGCGCCGGGAUUAUUUCGAUUUUUAAGGUCUUAUUUAGGGUUUGUUUGAUGGAUAUGAGUCAGCCGUAAUUGAGGGACCAUUUCACGAGGGGACAGCCGUAGUCCCCCAGCCUCUCCAUGGCCUCCUCAACACCCCCCUCAGCCCCGGCAUGACCGUCACGUCUGCCCGACCCAGCCCAGAGCCUGACUCCUCCACCCUCCACACCAGCCUCAGAUCCCGCCCCGUGCCCAUGGAAGAGCUCGACGCCCCGAGGGCCAAGCCGUUUGCCGAAGAAGCUGCCGUUUCCCCGGCCCCUGCCGUCGCGGCGGACUCCAUCAACCCAGAAGAUGCCCACUACGUGGCUCUGCAAGGCGAGCUGGAGGCCGACGCCCAGGACCUAGAGGAGGAGUCCUGGAGCGUGGCGGUGGAGCAGCCGUACCUCAAGAGCCUCAGCAAGGAGGAGGUCAAGAGACAGGACGUCAUCUACGAGCUGAUCGUGACGGAGCUCCACCACGUGCGCACGCUCAAGCUGCUGCAGCGGGUGUACCUGCACGAGCUGCAGGAGGCCCUGCAGAUGGAGGAGGCCAAGCUGGAGCGUCUCUUCCCCGCCGUCCACACCCUGCUGCAGCUCCACCAAACGCUGCUGGAUCACCUCAAGCACCGGAGGCUGCAGGCUCUGGAGCCCCACAGCUCCGUCAACUACCGCAUCUCCCACCUGGGUGAUCUCCUCAUCGCUCAGUUCUCAGGUGAGCAGGGGCAGAGGAUGAGGGACAGCUACGGUGUGUUCUGCGGUCACCACAACGACGCCGUCAGCCUCUACAAAGAGCAGCUCCAGAACAACAAGAAGUUCCAGAACUUGAUACGGAAAAUCGGUCUGUUGCCCAUCGUACGGCGGCGGGGUAUCCCAGAGUGCAUUCUGUUAGUGACACAGCGAAUUACAAAGUACCCAGUUUUGGUGGAACGCAUCAUUCAGUACACUGAAGACACGGAGGAGCACGAGUCUCUGGUGCAGGCCCUGGGCCUCGUCAAGGACACCAUCUCCCAGGUGGACUCCCAGGUCCACGAGUACGAGACGGCGGCCCGGCUGAGGGAGAUCGCGUCCCGGCUGGAGCCCAAGCCCCCGGGCCGGACGAAGGACGGCAGGGCCUUCCGCCGCGAGGACGUGGCCCGCCGCACGCUCCUCCACGAGGGGCCGCUCACCUGGAAGGCGCCCUCCGGCCGACAGAAAGACAUCCAUGUUGUGCUGCUGUCAGACGUGCUCCUCAUGUUACAAGACAAGGACCAGAAGCUGACGUUUGCCACCCUGGACAACAAGCCGUCGGUGGUAUCCCUCCAGAGGCUCAUCGUCAGGGAGAUGGCUCUGGAGGGCCGCGGCAUGUUCCUCAUCUGCGCCACGUCCAGCAUGCCGGAGAUGUACGAGAUCUACGCGGGCUCCAAACAGGAGUGUGAAACCUGGAUGACCCUCAUACGGGGCGCCGUGGACAGUUGUCCAGAAGGGGAGGAGGAGCUGGGCAGUGAGCAGGAGGAGGCGGCCAGAGUUUCCAGACUGAAAGACUUCCAGGAGCGCCUGCUGGAGAAGGACGCCCAGGUGGUCCUGAGCCUGGCCGAGAAGCUGCAGAUCUUCACUGAGUUUGCCGAGCUGGUGCCGGGCGUGGAGGACGCCACCUCCCACUGCCGCCUGCUGCUGACGGGCAACGCCUCUGACCUCCAGCAGGGGGAGCAGCUGCUCAGGGGAGCCAUCACCGACGUGGAGACCCUCCAGAAUCUUCUGUUGUCCACUUGGAGGAUGCCCUCCCCUCCCAGGGAGGAGAGCCAGGACCUGGGGGGGGUCAGGAGGGCUGACACCUUCGGGGGCUUCGACAGCAAGUCCUCCAACACACCAGUCAAGAAUGGCAGUGUGGGUGAGAGGCCUGCCAGCGACGAGGGCAGCCCCGUGGAGGGAGUUCUGUGUUUGACCUCCGACCCCCAGCUUCAGAACCCCGACCCCUCGGAGAGCGUGGAACUGUCGGCUGAUGAAACUACAUACUGCUGGGUCCCUGCCUGCUCCAGUGUCUUCCCCGAGGCUGAGUUCUUCGACCGAGUGCUGAAGCUCUCCCAGAGGCUGUACAGCCUGCAGGCCAUCAUCUCCCAGCAGGACAGCCACAUGGCCCUGCUGUCGUCGGAGCGCGAGCGCCCAGCGCGGCAGCGCGGCAGCGUGCUCCUGGAGCAGGAGAAGCAGAGGAACCUGGAGAAGCAGCGCGAGGAGCUGGCCAGCUUCCACAAGCUGCAGGCGCAGCAGCGGCAGGAGCAGGCGCGCUGGGAGCGGGAGGCGGAGCGCCAGCGGCUGCAGGCGCAGGAGGACGAGGCCCAGCUCCGCCUGCGGGAGGAGGAGAGCCGGCGGCGGGCCGAGCUGCUGGCGGAGGAGAGGGCGGAGCUGGAGGGGCAGCGGGAGGCGUACCAGCAGGACCUGGAGAGGCUGAGGGAGUCGACGAGGGCCGUGGAGAAGGAGAGGGAGCGGCUGGAGAUGCAGAAGAAGCUGAAGAAGCACAACACCAUCUCCAACCCCGGACACUUCAACUAUGAGGCGGCAGCACAGAACCUCACUGGCCACCAGUCCUUCCGGGGGGAUCUCCUCGCCAGCGCCCGAGACAGCACCCUCUCCCUCCGGCCCACGAAGACGCGCGUCCGGCCUGGCAUCCCCAGCAUCCCCGUCAGCGGAGCCUUCCUGGAGGUGCCCCCCGAGGUGCCUCCCCGUAAGGAGAGCAUCAGCCCCCUGACGGUCAAGGCUGAGGUGCCCCUCCACCUGGUGAGCACCACCAACCAGGCCUUGAAGCCGGGGCAGGUCCAGCAGCAGAUCCCCACCAAGCUGGCGGCCCUCAGCAAGGGCAAGGAGAGGAGCAGCAAGGCCAAGGGCUCUCACCAGCGCACGCGCAGUGCAGCCACCAUAGAAGUGAGUCAGGUGCUGCCUAUCCGGGUGACGGUGAAAGAGGGUGGAAGUCUACGGGCCAAGAAGACCGAGAGCCCAAAAAGCAUCCGCCAUUCUGAUUGUUUCAGAGCCCCUGAGGUGCCCGCCAACGUCAAGCCGUCCCAGUCGUUCAGCGUCCACAAGAGGAGCAGCCUGGACUCUCCGCCCGAGCCCCCUCCCUUCCCCAAAGACAUCACCCAGCCCAGCCAGGAGACGGUGGUCUUCCUCUAAGACCGCUCACAUGACGACAGAACCAGGAAGGACAUCCCCAAUGAGGAGAUGGACGAUCUAUGGCGGCAGACAAAGAAUGAAUACAAUAUGAAGACUUAAGUCGGUACACACACUUUAAACGGUACACGUUAAAACCAUGAAACGUGGCGUGCAAACAUGUCUUGAGUGAUGAUUGAAAGCCCAGAAAAGCUUUGUUUUUAGCUUUUUAUAUUGGACUGUAAAGAUUCAUUGAAACCGAAUUUUAGCAUUGGGUUGAUUUUGAACAGUUCCAUUGUACCAAAGACCUUUUUCUCCUUAUGUGCUUUUGUCGUCUUUUACAAAGUAGACCGGAACCUUCAGCACUCUUUAGUCAUUAAAUAUUUUUAAAUAUACACUUUUUCCAAAUGUUAAAGUUGUUGCCAUGUUUGCAUGCGUGCAGAUUUGAAGUGUCAUGCACGUGUGUAAAAUUAAGCUCUUUUAAAUUGUACGGGUUGUCUUCCAGUUAAAGAUAUGUCUUAAUCAAAUUAUGCUGAAUUUAGGGAACUAAAUGUACCUCUUACUGUAGGUAUGAGGACACUAUGGGCAUUUUAUAUUUGUCUAUUUUACAAUGUGAAUAAUUAAUUUUUUUAAAUGCCAAUUCAUUGUGGUUUCUUUUCUGUUGUGGACAAUCUCAUUUUGCAUUUUGUGCACUUCUUGGGGCUGUCACACUAUUUCUGCCAUAGUAUCAACACUCAACAUGGAUGUUGUUAAUCAAUGUUCAGUUAAAGUGAAUAAUUUCACCACAGGCAGCUGCCUUUUACAGUAUAAGUAACAAUGUACAGAUGGUCUGACAGUAAGACAGGAGAAGCAUAGGAAACGGAGUCAGGAGAAGCAUAGGAAACGGACUAGAGCCAAGAUUGUAAAUAAUGUUAAGAUAAAUGAAAUGUUUUCAAACAGCAGAACGCAUUAGGACAACGAUCUAUGCCAAGGUUUGGUUGCCAUCCGUGCCAUCCUGUUGAUUCACCGAUCCAUAGCUCAUGGUUGGAAUAAAAAUAAUAGAUUCUGAA